AUGCAUCUCUCAAGCUUCGCCGUUGGGCUUCUGCUCCCUCUGCUGGCCAUCGCACAAUCGGAUUCCUCAACUCUGACUCUCACAUCGACCUUGAGAUCAACACACACUGUCACUGUCUCCCAAGUCGUUGCAUCUGUAACCUCGACCUACCCUGCCUCUUCCAGCUCUUCCAGCUCUUCCAGCUCAAUCUCUUCCUCAACAUCGAUCUCCUCAACGACCGUUUCCACCUCCAGUUCAUCAUCCCCUUCCGCGACCUCGUCCACCUCGUCUUUCAACAGCACCCUUGUCGCUAGCCCAACUGCCAUCCUCGCAACAGCCUCAUCCGUCUACAAAAUCCCCACCACCGGCACUGGUUCGCCCCGCGUCUCCGGCACAGGUGCACCUGUCGCAACCUCGUCCAUCUCGGAUAACUUCAUUGGCGCCGCGUCGAACUUGAAUGGCAUGUAUGCGGGCGGUGCAGGAGUGGUGGUCAUGAUCGCAGCGGCGAUGUUGUAA
This is a messenger RNA of Lachnellula hyalina, 495 nucleotides long. RefSeq lists its product as uncharacterized. The coding region runs from base 1 to 495 and encodes 164 amino acids. The transcript has a single exon. Lineage: Eukaryota; Fungi; Ascomycota; Leotiomycetes; Helotiales; Lachnaceae. The record is from RefSeq and is a predicted model, not a curated record.